CGUUUGUUUUAUCGCCAGAAUCAACUUUAACUAGGUUGACGUGAACUCGCGUACUAAUUUAUAAUGGUGGUUAAACUUGACCGGAACUAUGUUUUAGUCUCAAAUUAUAGUCCACGUCAAGUUGAUCGGACACGAACACCCACGAGACAAUUUCUUUCUUUCAUUAUCUUAAAACCAGCUAACGCAAGUGUAGGCUAUACCUGCUAUGGAGAUUGCGUUAUGGAAAUGAACUUGUUUGAAGUGACGACCCCUCGGCGAUGAGGCGCAUCAGCUGUGGUGUCGCUGUUGGUGCUGCUCAGCAUCGCCGCCACACCCUCAGAGUGCAGCAGCAGCAGCAGCAGCAGCACCAUGACGCGGGUCGUCCUGCUAGUUUUGGCUCUCACGGCGGUCUGCCAUGGCAUCCUCCCUGAGAUCGUGCACUCAGACUUCAUCCACAUCCUUGAGGAUAACUCCGCGGCAGGACGACCUGAGCUGGACCGCUUUGUAGAAGUGGAGCAACUGCCAGAGGAUCCGCAGCAGAAGCCCGAGGAUGCGUUUCACGAAAGGACCAACGAGAGUGUCAGUUUCCCUCAUGCCAAUAACCUCCUUCCAAGUCGUCACGAUGAAACUGCUUCUGAUAAAGUUAUUGAUAAUGAAUAUGUCCACACAUCGAUAGAACCGGAGACAAACAACAUUUCCACAUCUGUCCACUCUGGUGACCUGGGGAACAAUAUUGAGCAUGGCUGCAUCAGUGAUGGAGACUGUAUGAAGGGAAGUUAUUGCCUUUCUGACACGCGCAUCUCUCGGUGUCUGCCUUGCAAAGCAAUAGAUGUGUCCUGCACUAAGGAUAAUGAGUGCUGUAGUGAGCAGCUGUGUGUGUGGGGUCAGUGCAGCCUGAAUGCAACCAAAGGAGAGGCGGGCAGCACUUGUCACCAGCAGACUGACUGCAGCCCAGACCUCUGCUGUCUCGUCCAUAAAGCCCUGCUCUUCCCCGUCUGCUCGUCCAAGCCCAUUGAGCGCGAGCGCUGCUUUGGUGCCUCCAACCAUCUGUUGGAGCUGAUGUCCUGGGACAUGAAGGACCAGGGGCCCAUGAAACACUGCCCCUGUGCAGGAGAUCUCCACUGUGAACACCUGGGCCGAGGCUCCAUGUGCCUGAAAGGAGAGGACUCGAGUGAAGAGGACCUGAUGGACAGUCUCUACUCAGACAUAGACUAUAUUAUCUAGACGCAGCUUGACUGCCUUGUCAACGGGGAUCCCCACUGACUCCAUAGCUUUGUUAAAAAGAGCAAUAGCACUUUCUGUUUGUCAGCUUAAUCCAAAGAGGUAAAGCUACACAGCAUGAACAAAUAAUGAAUACAAUGUAUUUUAUUUGGCGACCUGAGAUGAAAAGCUUGUUGUAGAAGUAGCUUGUAAAAAACAGGAAACACUAUAUUUGCUAAAUCCUGUGUUACUAAGCAACACUAUACUAUACUGCAUCUCUAACCCUUAUCUAAUGCUAAUCCCAGCCAUACAAUGAACUGUAACACACUGAAUACCUGCUCACUACUCCCUGUUCAAACGUGUGUCACCUGUAUCCCAGAGUUCAUCAGCUGAAACAUGCCGAGUAGCAGAACUGCAUCAUCCUAAUGCUGCAUUCACACCAAAAGCGUUGUGAAUAUUCGCAUAAUAAAUCAAAAUAGAACAAAGUGACCACCUACUUUGCAGUCCCACAGCAUUACGAUGGAGCAGGAAGAAAAAUUAAACCAGAUAUAAUUCUGCUGAAUGUACUGCAUGAUUAAUUAAACAGCAUCACUUCUCACAACAUUGCACCUGUAUUCAUCCACUGGAAACACAACCAUGAGAUCAUUCUAUUAACAUGUGAAUACCCGCUACCUGUGAAUAUAACACUUGGUCAUGUUGCCAUCUAGGGAGCUAAUUUCACAUCUUUAUACAUUCUGGUAAAACCUUAAUGUUUUAGAGUACAAAAAAAAAGUAUAAUUCUUGCUGCUUCGCUAUCCUAAAGUUGCGUGUAACGAAGCUGUUCCUUGUUAUUCCUCAGAAAAUGUUUGAGUUGACCUUUUCUUGAUCCCAGCAUUAUCUGCUCAUACUAGGCCACAAGUUUUAUGGCACAUAAUUCAGACGACGUUAUGUGCACAAGAUGAAACACUGUCCAAUGUGGAGAUUUGUUGUAUCCAUAUUGUUUGUAUUGUUUUUUCUUUUAAAUAUGUGCUUAAUUUGGCCCUACUUUAUCUCAAUCGUCCACUUUUGACUAGUGUAUUCCACUAAACUAAUUGAACUUUAAAUUGUUCUGUAGAAUAUACACACACAUAAUAAUUAUACCUUGUUUGUAAACAAAUCACUAUAAAUGAUAUGGUGUAUCUUUGUAACUUUAAAAGUUAUCACAGUAAUACAUUCUUUACAAUGACCAAAUUAAGAGACUGCUGUCUUGUAACUAGAUUUCUGCUUGAAGCGAUGUUUUCUUCACAAUCUUAAAAGGCUUUUUAUAUAAAAAAUCCACUGCUAAUAAAAACUAAAUAUUCAAAAGAAA
This is a messenger RNA of Pseudoliparis swirei, 2506 nucleotides long. It is a transcript of the gene dkk3a, whose product is annotated as dickkopf WNT signaling pathway inhibitor 3a. The record is from RefSeq and is a predicted model, not a curated record. Gene Ontology annotation, molecular function: receptor antagonist activity; co-receptor binding. Lineage: Eukaryota; Metazoa; Chordata; Actinopteri; Perciformes; Liparidae. Bases 349 to 1203 code for a protein of 284 amino acids. The transcript is spliced from 7 exons. Gene Ontology annotation, cellular component: extracellular region. Gene Ontology annotation, biological process: negative regulation of canonical Wnt signaling pathway; multicellular organism development.